AUGGAGCGCAAGAACAAGCCCGCCUCGAUCCCCGUAUCUCCUUCAAUGGCCCAGCCGGUGGUCGAUCUCAGUGACAAUAUCCUGACGGCUCGCCUGCCCACGGGAGACUCAGUCACCGUGUACCUGUACGGAGCGACAGUCACAUCAUGGAAGACGUCGAAUGGCAAAGAACAGCUCUUCCUCUCUGACGCAGCGGUCCUCGACGGCUCCAAACCGAUCCGCGGCGGUAUCCCUCUCGUCUUCCCAGUCUUCGGCCCCCCGCCAAAGGAUCAUGCAACAGGACAAUUACCACAGCAUGGCUUUGCGAGGACCAGCCACUGGGAGUUCCUGGGAAAGAGUACGAGCGAGAACGUAGGACGCAAAGCCGACGGCAGCGUGAAGUUGGACCUUGGUCUGAGCAGUUCGAUGCUGGACCCAGGGGUACAGAAGAAGUGGCCGUACGACUUCGGUCUCGUCUACAGUGUCACACUGGGCAAGGACAAACUAGAGUGCCAAAUGCACGUCCAGAACAAGGGCAGCGAGCCUUUCGACUUCCAAGUCCUGUUCCACACAUACCUGGCCGUCAAGGACAUCCACAAGACUGCAGUCAACGGACUCACUUCGUCACCGUACAUCGACAAGGUCCGAUCCGCUCAGACCUUCACCGAAGAAGCAACGUCUCUCUCCUUCUCCGGCGAAACGGAUCGAGUCUACACACCGCCAGCUGGCAAGGACGGCAGUCUUGUCCCGCUGGUCGUGACGGAGAAUGGAGCAGACAGUUUCGUCGUGACUCGAGACGCCCUACCUGAUGUUACGGUGUGGAACGGAUGGGAAGACAAGAUCAAAGCCAUGGGCGACUUUGAACCCAAGGAUGGAUGGAAGAGGUACCUAUGCAUAGAGCCUGGCGCGGUAAGUUCGUGGACGAAAUUGGACGCUGGUGAUGCAUGGGAAGGUGGUUGCUCCUUUGAGAGUAAAUUGUGA
Molecule: messenger RNA, 960 nt
Organism: Exophiala spinifera
Lineage: Eukaryota; Fungi; Ascomycota; Eurotiomycetes; Chaetothyriales; Herpotrichiellaceae
Exons: 2
Coding region: 1-960 (319 amino acids)
Biological process (GO): carbohydrate metabolic process
Molecular function (GO): isomerase activity; carbohydrate binding
Source: RefSeq, a predicted model, not a curated record